CGAUAGUCGAUUCAUUCCAGUCUGCUUCCAGCAAGGGUUAGCUUUUCACCUUUUUUUAUUAUUGUACUGUGAGUUGUUUUAAAAUUUGUGAUUUUUGUGUGCUCUAAGUUGACUUUAUAAUCAAGUUAUUGCUACGAUUUUAGGAAGUUUUACUUCAUUUACUUCUUUUGUUCAGUAGAAGCUCAAUGUGAAAAAAUUCUGAUAAUGCUCACACACAUCUAUUAGUUAUCUUUAUAUAACCCCAUGUAUUUUCAAGAUAAAAUGAAGCUUGAUAAACUAAAGGUGUUGAAUUCAAUAAAACUACCAAGAAUUUUCAAUUUGCUUUUUUUUAACUUUUUUUUACGGUUUACUUCAGACAAACAUGUUUUCGUCAUGCAGCUGAUAAAAUUCGUCUUCCAUAUAAUUUUUUUCUUCUCAUAUGAAAAAAGUUUAGUUUCUUUAAGUUAAAGAAACAAAAUCGUUUGUCUUAAUUUUUAGUAUGUUUUGCUGUAUUCAAUCUUCGUACGAAAAUUUUGUUCUUCGUGACUUAGUUAUGCGUACAAUUAGAUAGGCGUGUACGUCAUGUAAAUAACUAAAGUACAUUCAAGAACUUAAUGUAUAAAUGAACUACAAAGUAUACAUGACAUAAAGAAAACGAGAUACUUAAAAACAUUAUUAGCAUUGUUUGUAUUCAUGCAAAAAAAAGUUACGAUAGAUUACGAAAAGACGACACAAGUUUAGUUUACACACUAAAAACAAACUUGGAGUUUUACUCAGUAAAAUUUUGAUGUUAGAAAAAAAGUUGCAAGGAAGUAGUUGAGUCGUACGUGCAGCGUGCUAUCCCCCUUUCACCGUUGUGCAUACACAAAGAUAGAAAUAAAACUGAAAUUAAUAAAAGUUCUACAAUAUUAUUAAAUCUAUAGCAUAUCCAUGUUCUCUUGUAAUAUAAAAACUAUUCAAGAAGUGAAGCAGCAUCAUGACGAAAAUCAAUAGUUGUUGUUAACGUAUAGACAAAUUAAUAUAAAUGCCUAGGCUAUACUUAUUACUGUACUUAUAAAAUCAUGAAAAACGAAAGGAAACAUUGUCAUGUAUGUUAAAAUAUCGUUGAUUAUAGAGAAAAAGGAAUAUAAAAAGUAUACGCAAUACAUGCACACAUUAUUAUACGGUUCACAAUACCCGUAUAUAGCUAAAAAACGACGUUGAGGAGAAAACACAACAUAAUAGAAAGCGUAUUGAUUGAUUAAAGACUAAAGAAUAAUAAUUGGCCGUAUAAAGGCUAAGACUAUAAAAGACCAUGAUAAGUUCAGUAACAGAAAAAAGAAUAUUAAGUGAACAUAUGACGAUGUAUUGAUUUAAAAACAGAUGAACGAACAGAUUCAUACAUAACAAUAUGCCAUAGAUAUUGACUGUAUAUCAAUAGGUUGAGGAAUUUAAUAAAAAAAGAGUAAAAGUUACUGAUACAAUUUCAAUGUUGAUACUUGUAAUUGUAAUUAAGACAUCCUAGCUUCUAUCUCUGUCGUAUGCAUUAUAUUUAGCCCAGUUUUCAUAUUAACAAAUGCAGGUAAAUUGACCUUAAAAUAUAUACGAAUAUAAUAGAAAGAGCAAAUCAGAUCAAUGCGAGUAAUUCAACAUUCGAAAAGCAUGUAUAAAAAACUAUCCAGAGGAUAAUUGAUGUUCUUUAUAGAAAAGUUACAAUAAACUUAUUAGGGAAAAAAUAUGAGUACAAACAAGUGCUUAAUUUCAACUCGUUAUUGAAUAAAAAUAAUAUAAUAACAGUAUCCAGACUAGAAUUGAAGUUAAUAACUAUAAAUGUUGAAUAAUGCAACCGCAACUCUCAAAUGAAGAAUAAAAAAUAGAUUCUAUAAGUCAUAAAGAAAAAAAUAGCAUUUCAGAUCCAAUUUUAAUAAGACCAUAUGAAUAAUAAAAAUACUGUAUUUGUAGUUGAUAUUCCUUUACGUGGUUGUCGCAAAAUGUAUAAAAAGUUGCGGAUUUACAAGUCCUUUAUUUAACUUGUAGUCCUACUCCUUGAUUUAUCUGAGCAGACUACUGAAUUGAAUUUCAUAAAUAUAACUUAAUCUUUUAUUUCAAUUGUGUCAUUUUUUUUUUUGUUUUUAAAAAUCAAUCGGAUUUCAAAUAUUUUAAAAAUUUUAAAUGAUACAUAAAUAAAAAAAGAAUUCUAAUUCACCAUGUAUUUGUAAUGACUAAAAAACAGGUGUUAUACCGAUAAAGAAAAGACUCCAAUUGCAAGUGGGACCAACAUUUUUAUUUAUUCCAUUGUCAUAAAAUAAUCAGUCUAAUCAAAACAAAAGAAAUACAAAAUAAAACAAAAAUAAUAAAGGAAGAAAUAAAUUUUGAGAACGAAUUUUUUUUAUAUCUGUUAAUAGCUGUAUAUAUGACUCGUUUGAAUUUCUUCGAGAAAAACUAGUAUAAAAGAAGAGUGUGUUAGUGUUGAGUGCAGAAGAAGGAAUAUACGAAAAAGAAAAAGAAAAAUCACAAGUGCAUUUUGUUUUGGAAUAUUUAGAUUAGAAAUAUAUCUAUAACGAUUGUGAUUACUUAGAAACUUGAUAUAAGAAGUAAUAAGGCUGUAACAAGACAAUCCCACCAUGAGACAUUUGUAAACCGGGUAUGUUGGCCGAGGCCUUCUCGAGAUGCAACGAGUGGCACUUAAGUAUAAAAUUCAAGACAAGCAAAACCAUAUCUACAAUACCAAGAGGCCGUGCACAACGAGACCACUUCCACCGUCAUUUUCAUCGGCGUCAUCAUUGUCAUCAAUACUAUUAUCAUUAUCCUUAUCACUAUUACGAUCAUCGUUAUCACGAUUAUUGUCGUCACCAUCAUCCUUAUCGUCAUUAUCAUCAUCACAAACAAAAUCCUCACCAUUACUAUUAUCAAAACAAUCAUUAUCAAUUUUUCUAUUAUUACUGUUCUUUCUAUCCCAACGAGCUACGUCCCCAGUGCUAUUGGCACGUACAAAAACGAAGCUACCGAUUUUAUUUCGGACAGUCCCUGUUUUCUUUAGUUAUACUUAUGCUUUUGUUGCUACUGGAACCUUGCGCUGUCCAGCAGCAGUUACAACCUUGGCAUCAAGAAGUCAAACGAAAACAAUACAAAUCGUCAUUGAUAGAAACAGUGCGAUAGCACAAAUUGGAGUCAGAGGUGAAAGUCAUAUCACGAAUUAUUGAUAGUACAAGUGUCAUGAAUGCCAAAAAAAGCGUCAGUAAACUACUAUCGACAGGUUUUUUUGAUAAGAAUAUGAGCAAUUUGAUAAAUUGGUUCCCUGCGAUUAACAUCAAUUACCUGCAAUUUGCAUCUUCACUAUCAUUAUCACUAUUGGGUUUAUCAACAGACACAUUAAUCACGGAAAAAAAAGCACUUUCGCUGUUAUCAAAACCAUGGUCAACAGCAUUAACAAGGACACAUUUAAUAAGACCACUAUCAAUAUACAUUUUCCAUAUAGUCAAUGACAUUGUUAAAAACGUACAAGAAACUGUCAACACUAUCGAGACUUAUUCGACCAUAGCAUGUAAUGGUACUACGUAUCAUUGUAGCGAGGGUCCAGUGAUUGAUUUGAUGAAUCAUACCCCUAAAAAUCGUGGAUUUAUAAAAGUGGACCUAGUAUUUGGAUCUAGUGACAAAAUAACUGAUAACAACGACUUCGAUAACAACGAAGACCGAAACCAAAAAGAUUUGUUAAUUGAGUCUUCUUCGAUAAGCAACAAUUACAAACUAUAUCAACGACUACGCUUAAUUGCGUUACUUAUUGGAAACAUCAGCUUGCUUUCAUCAGUUAAUGUUGAACGUAGUUUUACUAUCAUGGAGGAAAAAUUUGCAAACAUUAGUUUAUUUAAUGAAACAAUUUAUAAUUGUAGCAAUGAUACAAAUGAGACGUAUAUAAUUAUCGGUGAUAGUAUGUAUCCAUCUGGUUACAGUUUAAUUCAAAUUAUAUUUGCAUCAAUAUUUGCGACAAUACUUAUGAUAACUGUUAUUGUCGGCAAUAUGCUCGUUAUUAUUGCAAUUGCAACAGAAAAAGCAUUGAAGAAUAUACAAAACUGGUUCAUUGCGAGCUUGGCAGUAGCUGAUUUUUUUCUUGGUCUUAUAAUCAUGCCUUUUUCACUUGCGAAUGAAAUUAUGGGUUAUUGGAUAUUUGGAUAUUGGUGGUGUGAUAUUUAUUCAGCAAUGGAUGUUUUAUUAUGUACGGCAAGUAUAAUGAAUUUGUGUUUAAUAAGUUUGGAUAGAUUUUGGAGUAUAACUCAAGCAGUUGAUUAUCUAAAAAAACGUACUCCGGCUCGUGCAGCACUUAUGAUAGCUCUCGUUUGGUUAUUAUCUGCAGCUGUUUGUAUUCCUCCGUUACUUGGAUGGAAAAGGCCAAGACAAAAGGAAGAGUACCCAAAAUGCAAGUUAUCCGAAGAUAUCGGUUACGUGCUCUAUUCAGCACUUGGUAGUUUCUACAUUCCUUCUUGUAUUAUGGUGUUCGUCUAUAUACGAAUAUAUUUUGCUGCAAAAGCGCGAGCAAGACGCGGAAUACGAAAACAACCUAGACCACGGCCAGUCCCUCUCUCGGAGUCACUGGAUAUUCGGCAAACAAGUUUUAAUCAACCUAAUCCUACAACUGAAACAUUCGGAAUCAACAUCGUCGAAAAUAUUGCAACAAUCGAAAAUCAACCCGUACAAAUACCAAUUGUCACUUGUGAUUUUGCCAGUGAUAUAAGCACAUCUGAAGCUGACGGAGUAAAUUACGUUGCAGAGGAAAAAGACACACUCAAGGUGGACGUACCAUUGGUCUUGCAGAAGUCAAACAUAAAAGCAACUCUAUCACUCAAUGGUGGGGAAGACGAGUCAAAUUUCAACAUUGUACCAGCACGAUGCCGAGCACCGAGUCUCGGAAUUGAUAUUGACAUGGUAUCAGAAUUUGAUCCAUCUUCAUCAGACAGUGGUGUUGUAUCCAGGUGUGCAGUCGUCAAGCCUCUUAAAUUACGUUUGUGUCGUCCAAUAUUUGGUCGCAAAGCAGUUGAAAAAAUCAAACGUGAUCCAAGCAAUAAUGUUGGUAUAGUGGGUAAAUGUGACAUAAGUACGCCAAUCGAAAUAAAACCAGUAAAACCUCGUGAUCCAGAGCGUGAAAAACGGAGGAUCGCGCGUAAGAAAGAAAAACGUGCUACCCUUAUUCUUGGUUUAAUAAUGGGGAGUUUUAUUGCGUGCUGGCUUCCAUUUUUUUUUCUUUAUAUUAUUAAACCUCUGAUACCAAGUCUCACAAUACCUGCGCAGGCGUUUGUCAUUGCUUUUUGGCUCGGGUAUAUCAACUCUGCACUCAAUCCUGUCAUUUAUACAGUAUUUAAUAAAGACUUUCGCCGGGCAUUCCGAAGAAUACUUUACAAAUAGUACAGAGCUUGUCGCCAAAAAUUUAUGAUCGUAUUAUGAAUGGUAUAUCAGAACUGACUCAAAUAUGAAGAAAAAAAAAAUAAAAUGUCAUUUUUAACAAUUUC
This is a messenger RNA of Aphidius gifuensis, 5459 nucleotides long. RefSeq names its product alpha-2Db adrenergic receptor (gene Octalpha2R). The transcript has 3 exons. Bases 3175 to 5355 code for a protein of 726 amino acids. Gene Ontology annotation, molecular function: G protein-coupled amine receptor activity. Gene Ontology annotation, biological process: adenylate cyclase-activating adrenergic receptor signaling pathway. Lineage: Eukaryota; Metazoa; Arthropoda; Insecta; Hymenoptera; Braconidae. Gene Ontology annotation, cellular component: membrane. The record is from RefSeq and is a predicted model, not a curated record.